Tetrahymena thermophila SB210 is the source of this 453-nucleotide messenger RNA. RefSeq names its product DNA topoisomerase, putative. Gene Ontology annotation, molecular function: GTPase activator activity; small GTPase binding. Gene Ontology annotation, biological process: nucleocytoplasmic transport; activation of GTPase activity. Gene Ontology annotation, cellular component: cytosol; nucleus; perinuclear region of cytoplasm. The record is from RefSeq and is a predicted model, not a curated record. The transcript has 6 exons. NCBI's taxonomy places the organism in Eukaryota, Ciliophora, Oligohymenophorea, Hymenostomatida, Tetrahymenidae.
AUGAAAUAAUAGAUUAAAUAUUACCACUAAUUAGAAGAAUUUUAAAAUUCUUCUCUUUAAUCUCAUUAAGUUCUCCAUAUUGAUCUGAGUGAGAAUGAAAUUAGUGAUUAAGGUGUAUUAGUCUUAGGUUCUGCUUUAGAAAAUUGUACUAAUCUCUCAAACUUAACACUUUGUCUUGUGGUAAAUUAAAUUGGUGAUUAAGGUGCAUCAGCCUUAGGUUUUUCUUUAGCAAAUUGCACUAACCUCUCAAAUUUGACACUUGAUUUUCGUGGGAAUGAAAUUGGGGAUUAAGGUGCAUUAGUCUUAGGUUUUACUUUAGCAAACUGUACUAAUCUCUCAAAAUUGGAACUUUAUCUUGGUGAAAACUAAAUCCAUUAAUCGUAAUAAUUGAAAGUAAAAAGCAAGUGUCUUAAAUCAAAAAGAUUAGUUACCUUUGAAAUAUGUUUCUAUUGA